Messenger RNA from Hordeum vulgare subsp. vulgare (domesticated barley), 1331 nucleotides. Its product is annotated as tRNA pseudouridine synthase A 1. The coding region runs from base 131 to 1105 and encodes 324 amino acids. Gene Ontology annotation, molecular function: RNA binding; pseudouridine synthase activity. Gene Ontology annotation, biological process: tRNA pseudouridine synthesis. NCBI's taxonomy places the organism in Eukaryota, Viridiplantae, Streptophyta, Magnoliopsida, Poales, Poaceae. The record is from RefSeq and is a predicted model, not a curated record. The transcript has 6 exons.
UUUUUCUUUUUUUUUUGAACAAUCCUUUGUUUUGUUUGUUUGGGAAGACCAUCUCCGCUGUUCGCUCUAUUGCUCUGCAUCAGAUUGAGAUUUUUAUUUUUUUUGAGCUGCAUCAGAUUGAGAAUUGGAUAUGCUGGGUUUAGCCGCCGUUCGGUUCGCCACCCCCCCUCGCGCUGCUGCCGGAAACAUCUCGCUCGUGGAUGGCAGCCUCCACGCCGUGCUGCGCGCGGGGGCGGACGACGCAGAUUCAGCGGCGGCGGGGAUCUCGCGCAAGUGGCGGAUGGUGAUCGCUUACGAUGGUACCAAGUUCAAAGGUUGGCAGUAUCAACCAUCACCUCCAACUAUACAGUGCUUUUUAGAGAAAGCACUGAUGCGCAUCACGAAGCUGGACCGGAAGGAACUUUGCUUGGUUGGUGCAGGAAGGACAGAUACAGGUGUUCAUGCACGGGGUCAGGUGGCACAUUUCACCACGCCGUUUGCCUACCAUUGUCUCGACAGUUUUCAUUCAGCAAUCAAUGGGCUUCUACCUCCUGAUAUUCGAGUUAGAGAAAUUAGCGCAGCUUGUGGAGAAUUCCAUGCUCGGACAUCCACAAAGAGCAAAAUAUAUCAUUACAAGAUCUAUAAUGAAGCAGUUAUGGACCCCUUCCAUACUAACUAUGCUUACCAUAGUGCACAUAAACUUAAUCCACAUGCUAUGCAGGAGGCUGCAAAUCAUUUUGUUGGAGUACAUGACUUCACAUCUUUCGCCAAUGCAGUACAUAAUGAUCGUGUCCGCAGUCCGAUAAAGAAGAUAUCACGCUUUGAUGUUACUAAAAUGGAUGCUAUCAUACAACUUGAGGUUGAAGGCACCGGCUUUUUGUACAGACAAGUAGCUUUGCUAAUUCAAGUUGGAAGGGAGGGACUGCCUCCUGAAAUCGUCCCAAAAAUCAUUGCGGCAAAGGACCGGAAAGAACUUGCGAAGGUGGCCUUGUCAGCACCACCACAUGGAUUAUAUCUCAUGUCAGUUAACUAUGACAAAGAAAUCUUGAAGCCUCCUGUGGGUUCCCCUCCGGUGAGCUUUGGAAGGACUCAUCAGAUUAGUAGAUGCAAACUUCUCUUUUAUUGAUUUUUCCUGAGGAGCUGUAAGUAGAGGUAUGUUGUAUUUUGCAGUUUCUUUGUUCUACUAGAAUUUUGGUGGUGCCAACCUGGUAGUUCUAAUUUUUGACAUGAAUGGACUUCGUUGCAAAGCCUUGAUACUUUGGUAGGUCCACCUGAAUGGCUGAAUCAUCUAUUUUGUCAAUUUAUUCAUGUUGACAUAUCCCGCAGAAAUUAGCUAUUCCUUACUUGUACCA